UCAUAUAGUCAUGUUAUCCUAUACAAAUUCUAGUAAAGGCGAUGCUGAGCAGCUUAGAAGAGGAACUUGGUCUGCUGAGGAAGACUCUCUCCUAAUUCAUUAUAUUGGUCUCCAUGGCGAAGGCCACUGGAAUUUGCUUGCAAAACGAGCAGGGUUGAGGAGAACUGGAAAGAGUUGCAGGCUGAGAUGGCUAAAUUAUCUGAAACCAGAUGUUAAGCAUGGAAACCUUACUCCACAAGAAGAGUGUUUGAUUCUUCAACUCCAUUCCAAGUGGGGUAACAGGUGGUCAAAGAUUGCAAAAUAUUUACCAGGAAGAACAGACAAUGAGAUAAAAAACUACUGGAGAACCCGUGUUAAUAAACAUGCACGUCAUCUAAAGAUUGAUGCUAAUAGCACACCAUUUCAACAUGUUAUUCGAUGUUGUAAUUGGAUGCCAAGACUGCUUCCAGAAAUGGAAUCACUAAACCAAACUUCUCAGCAUGAUCAAGAAUUAUUGACAAUGGAACAAGUGCCAGUACAGGAGCAGAUUUCAGGAUCUACGGAUAUCAUGUCAACUAUAUCCCAAGUUGCAGAGUAUCAAACAAGUCCUUUUAGCAUCAUUAGUAACAAUGAUGACUACGCACUUGCAAAGUAUUGCUAUCAUGAUGAUAAUAUUGAUAAAAAUUGUUGCUAUUACAACUUGGCAUCCACAUCAGCAUUUGAGGAUUUUCCAUACCUGGUUGGCGACUGCCACAAGCCAGAUUAUAAUUGUGUUAAUGAUGGUUUUGCAGAUGGUCUAUGGAGCAUGGGGGAACAAUGACAACUUAGGGACUUGAAUUGAAGGGGAACCCUGCCAUGUUUUUUUUAUAUAUAAUUUUUCAGCAGCUAAAAGUAUCUAUUUUGCAUUUUGGUCCCAAACUUCUCAGCAUAAAACAUACUAGUCUACCUCAUAUUUUCAUUGCUUUUCAGUAGCUUCAUAUUUGUUUCAUUUCUCUCUAACAAUCCCAUUGGCUUGAUAAUCACAUAACCGCCCUUGUUGCUUAC
Molecule: messenger RNA, 1023 nt
Organism: Gossypium raimondii (Peruvian cotton)
Lineage: Eukaryota; Viridiplantae; Streptophyta; Magnoliopsida; Malvales; Malvaceae
Product: transcription factor MYB62
Exons: 3
Coding region: 11-799 (262 amino acids)
Biological process (GO): regulation of DNA-templated transcription
Cellular component (GO): nucleus
Molecular function (GO): DNA-binding transcription factor activity; sequence-specific DNA binding
Source: RefSeq, a predicted model, not a curated record